AUGGUUGAAAAUAUAAAUAAUAAUAGUAAACCAUGGUCAAGAUCAUAUCUUACUCUUACAAGUUGGGAUAAGAUUGCACCGUUUGAGACAAUCAAUCCAUAUGAUUUAGAAGCAGGUACCAUUGUUCAUAGGGAGCCGCUAUUUCCCAUUGACCAUAAUAUCAACUCAAAGAUGGUGUUUUGGAUUGGUGAGGUGUGGCGUCUCGAUGUCGGCUCCAUCGUAUACUCAAAUAAUACCACCGUAAAGAGUCAGAGUGAUUACCAAUCUGGAUUGGCUCACCACAUAUUUCUGCACGGUGGUCGUGACAUGGUGAAUGAAGUGAAGCAAGCUGGCGAGUGCAGAAUCGGUGAGGCAAUCCAGACGACCGCUGGCCAACUGCCUUGCAACUAUGUGAUCCAUACAUUCGUUCCAACCUAUAAUCCACGAUACUUGUCGGCCGCUGAGAACGCGCUGAACUCGUGCUAUCGUUCUGCACUCGGACUGGCCAGCGAGUGCAACAGUCGAACGAUUGCAUUCUCGUGCUUGCACGCCAACAGCAAAAAAUUCCCACCCGAACUCGGAUGUCAUGUGGCGCUGCGUACACUUCGUCGUCACCUGGAGAAGCACUCCAGUCAGUUGGCAACGGUUGUUCUGUGUCUGGAGAACGAGGCCGAUAUUGAGAAUUACAAACGUUGGAUGCCACUUUACUUCCCGCGUAACGAGAGUGAGCUGCAACUCGGACAGAUUCACCUCCCAGAGGAUUGCGGAAAUAUGUUUGGUGAGAAGGAGUCUGAGGAGCGAAAGAUUAGAAUCGACAGUUUAAAUUCACAGAUUUUCAGAAACUUUGACGAUGACUACGUGGAGACUGAGGAGGAUGACCGACUUUCAUUCACCACCAACGCCGUCCAAGCAAAGACAUUGGUUUACAAAAAGGAAGAUCCAGAUAUUGUAAAGAUUAAAAGUGUUGAAAAGAAAACAAGUGAACAAAUUCAACAGGAAAAGAUUGAAGCAAUGUAUUUAGGUUAUUUGGAAAAGUUGAAAACAGUCGAUCUAGCAAGAAUUGCACAAUUGAAUUUCGUAUAUCAAUCGACAUCACCCGAUAACAAACCGAUCGUAGUUGUUAUUGGAUCGCAUUUGGAUCCAAAGAAAGAAGAUAUGGAGAGUGUUUUGCUCUACUUUAUAAGAAUUUUCGAAGCUAUUGGACCACGUGAGUUCUCUAUCAUGUAUUUCCACUCGAACAUGUCAUCGGUACCAUUACCGGAUAUCUCAUGGUUCAAAAAGUUAUUACAAAUUUCCGUUUUCAAAUAUUCAAAGUAUGUGUCAAAUCUACAUGUAAUUCAUCCAACAUUCUUUUUAAAGGCAACAUUCAAAGUAUUGAAACCUAUCUACGAUAUCGUAAAUACAAAGAUCACCUAUCAUGACAAUUUGAACCAAUUGAAACCAGUUAUCGGUAGAAUCAAUCUUCCAAAAUCAGUAUUCUCCUAUGAAAUCAAAAUUAACAACAUCGAUAACUUUUCAUUUGAAUCUAUUGAUGCUGCUUAA
Molecule: messenger RNA, 1521 nt
Organism: Heterostelium album PN500
Lineage: Eukaryota; Evosea; Eumycetozoa; Acytosteliales; Acytosteliaceae
Gene: gdap2
Product: ganglioside induced differentiation associated protein 2
Exons: 3
Coding region: 1-1521 (506 amino acids)
Source: RefSeq, a predicted model, not a curated record